Cuscuta epithymum is the source of this 8989-nucleotide messenger RNA. The record is from the annotation of a GenBank genome assembly. NCBI's taxonomy places the organism in Eukaryota, Viridiplantae, Streptophyta, Magnoliopsida, Solanales, Convolvulaceae.
CGUUAUUAUAAAACCGGGACGGGAUCGGGAUAAACCAAAUCCCGGACCGUCCUGGACCGUGCCCACCCCUAAUAGGACGGAGGGAGUAUUUAAUAAGUAUAUACUCCAUACGGAGUAUUAUACGGAGUAUUAUACGAAGUAUAUAGCAAAUUUCCUUAUGAUAAUUAUAGUUGCUAUAGUAUAUAGGACAUAAUUACUUAUGAGUUAGGGCCCACCUAGUAUAAAUUAAUUCCUAAUGAAUGAGUAUUAUUGCUAUGGAGUGGACUCGUAUAUUGUUGGAGUUUUGCUCUUGACAUUUUUUUUUAAUUCAAUAGCCCUAGUGGGAAUUGAGUAUUCGGACGGUUGGUUUUUACUUAUUUUUUUCUCAACCUAAUCUAGGUGUUCCUUAAGUCAGAUUUACGAAUUCGGACGGGAGUAAAAUGGAAUUAUGCAUGUUUUCUACAAAAAAAAGGUUCCCCUAGUCAGAUUUGCCAAUUCUGACAGGAGAUGUUCCACGAAAAAAUCUAACCCUAACCCCUAGUCGGAUCACCCAAUUCCGACUCUCGUAUUUUGGAACCCAAUUUCAUUUCCCGUAUUUUGGCGUGUCAGACCAAAAAGUCCCGCAUUUUGGUAAUUUCAUCGAUUUAAUCUAAUACUCCGUAUGAUACAAUUAAAUAUUAUCGUAUAUAUAGUCUAAUUUGGUUAUUAUUAUUAUUAAUUUGGUUUAGUUCAACCUUUUCAUUCGAAUUCAAAAUGGCAUAAUAUUAUACAAAAAGUAAAUACUUCGUAAGUAUUAAUGCAGUAAAUGCUAAUCAACUACUCCCUCCGUUCUCUAAUAGAUGGGAGUAUAGCCUUUGGCACAAGAUUUAAGAAGAAAUUAAUACGGAUAGAAUAAAAGGUGUAGUGGAUUGUGUGUAAAGGAAAAAGUAGGAAAGAGAAUGAGUGUAAAUGAGUAUAUUUAUUGAAAAAACUUACCAAAAGUGGAAAGGGAAACAACUAAUAGAAAACAUCCUAAUGGGAAGAGGGUCAAGUAUUAGAGAACGGAGAGAGUAUAUACCUUGUGUCAGAACCAAUUCCGUGUGGGGGUUCAAGUUUUCAACCCGACAACCCCUAUGGAUGAAUGAUCUUCUCACCAAAUUUGAAUCCAUGGCGAGCCAUACGGCCAUACCCAUUAUGUUGGUUGCAAUAUAAUACUUUGGAGGGGUCUUACAUGCAAAUAUGCAAUACACCUAUAGACAAAGCCAAGUCAGCAUAUACUAGAGAUGACAGAUGUACACAAGGGAACUUGACUCUUGUAAACCCGAUAUAUAGAUUGCUCGAUCAUGCAAACUUAUUUUCCACCGCUACAUCACCGUUCAGGGAUGGACACAUGAAGGGGCUGGAGGAGGCCUCAGCCGUGCAAGGAAAAAAAUUAAGUAUAUAUUAUUGUUGGGAUAUAUUAUCCCGGCCUAUUACUGUUCAGGAGCCCAAGACUUUACGUAGUACAGAGCCCAAUCAGUAAGGCCCAUUUUAGCCUAUCAGGCCUGUUUCGGCCUUUGGGCCCAUUUUGGCCCAUUCGGCCCGUUAGGGUGGAGAGCCCCCUUUCCCCCUAUUCCCUAUAAAUAGGAGGUUUCCCUCCAUGGAAAAGGAUCCUCUUUAGCUUCAUCUUCCUCCUUCUUUUAGAAUAGCUCAAAUACUCCAUUAAUGGGAGCUUGUACAAUGUAAUUGUGAGGAGAGUCCUAAUGAGAAAGAGAGGGCUUGGACAUUAGCCUAAAAAGUCCCGUGGUUUUCUCCCUUUCGGGUUUCCACGUAAAAACUGAGUUGUUCAUACACAUUUAUACAUAUAUUUACUAUAUCGUGUUGGAUUAAACUCAACACUGGCGCCGUCUGUGGGAAUCUGUCCAAAAAGAUUCACGUUGUUCUUCAGUUUCUACAACAAAAUUCAUUCGAAAAUGGACUGAUUUUAGCAAAGGAAGAAGAAGUUCUGAAAUUUUGGUCUUGGGAAGCUCUAGCAGCACCUGCCCAACUGACCGAGGAGGAAGGGAGAAAGAAAGAAGAAAAAUUUUGGGAGGCAAAGAAGCUACGAAAUCUCGGAAUCCACAUAUGGAUUUUCUCAGAUCUUGUUUGGGGCUGCCGGAUCCACCGUACCCGCCGCCGUGAAAUCCCCAGUGGAUUUACCCACACCAGACGAAGCUCGCGGCAGCACCCCAGGUCGGGUCAUCCUCGCCUCUAGGGAAGCUCCGUCUGCAAACGGGCGCUCAUCGCUGGCAGCUGGUUCUACGACCUGAAUCGCCACCUACGCCGCUCGUUUUCGCCGUCCCACCAAGAGGCCUUAACAAAUUUCAGCAUGUCUUGCUCCAGAGGACUGGCCUCGCCGGGGACCCUUUGCUCCGCUGCAGUUUACUUCCGUCCCUAAGCGGAUGUACUGCCUGUUGGGGUUGGGGAGGGGUUGUUUCCAUCUGCCUCUUGGAAAGAUUCUUUUUGUUUGGUUGAGAGUCAACCACAUCCGAAGGACCCAAAUGAGAUUGCAGUAAAAUUGGGUGGAGCACCUUGCAUGACUUCGGAAGUCAACGGUUGAUGAUGACUUGUGCCAGCUGCUAUAACUUUGGCCAAGCUGCUCGAGGAGCAAGGCUCCAAUUCGUAGAUGAGCCAAUUAUUUCACCCAUCUCAAAAGAGCUAAGUUAUCAUACGUACCCCUCUUUUAUUAUCUAAGUAUUAAUAAUGAAGCUUGAUUACUAUUGCUAGUUUUUAUCACCAUUAUUUAAUAGGGGGCAAGUAUCCCGAAAUUAAAUAAUGUCGAGUAAAGCUCAGAUGGGAAAAACUCUAGUGAUAAUCAUUUUUAACCAUCAUUUUAAUUAAUGACUGGUUGUUGUGGGCCCGUCGGCCCGCUCCUGAUCGGCUUUAAUUAGCGAACGGAGCAUAUCUGAAUGGCCUUUGGUAGGAUAAUACUAUUAUUACUACCCGUACAUCACUAUUAUUUAUUAGGGAUAAAAAUGUCCCGAAUUAAAUGAUGCGGAGCGAAGCUCUAGUGAUAGUUAGUUCGGCCAACAUUUUAUUAAAUGUUUAAUUGUUUGUGGGGCCGUUGGCCCACUCUCGAUCAGCUUGAUUAAGUGAUCCGAGCGUCUCUGGAAGGGCGAUGCCCCGACGACGCAUUUUAAUUGGAGGGUUGCGCAUUAGUCCGAACGGCACUACGUGCCCGAUCGACGAUCAUACCCCAAUGUAAUCUACGCCAUUAGGCGCGAAGUGACUAUUGCCAAACGUGGCCUAUGGGGCCCGAGGGAACCAAAGCACUCAACCUCGUUUUUCCGAGGGCAGUGCGACUAACUUGGGUCUGAGUUGAAAACUCACAGACCGGUGAAUAUCUCUAUGUGACGUUCGGCGGGCUGCUAAUUGGCCCCGCCGCGAGCUGCUACGUCCAUUAACCCCGCACGAUGAGCCGGGCCGAGGGUCACGAUAACCCAUAGGCCGGUAAUCGUAGGUGUUAGAGAGAAAGCCACGCAGAUGGCUAUGUAUAUAUACUGUCGGGCCGUGCGGCCCGUUAUCAUGCUUAUUGCGCAGCUGAAGCUGCUCGACGCGCUCGAGCGAAAUGAUUAAAAGACGCUCGGCCCGAGUCUUGAAGACGUUCAGGGCCAGCUAAAGAGGAGACCAUCACGGCUGAGAGCCGAGAGACGAACAUCUCCACCUCAGAGACCGAUGGCCUAGGAAGAACACCUAGAGGCCAAGGGUCUAGAGGGAACUGCCACGACGAAGAACCGUGAGACGAUCAUCCAUCAUUCAGAGGCCGAAGGCCUAGAGGAGACCACCGCGGCCGAGGUCCAACUGACACAAUCAUAUCACGACCGGCCUCUCGGCACGGCGUGAUUAUCAUCUUCUGAAGACCGGUAUCAUCCCCGCGCUGCGCGGAUGAGAGCCAUUGCAUGGGUACACUUGAUCGGCCUCUCAUUGCCGACAUCAUUAUGUCACGACCGGCCUCUCGGCACGGCGUGAUUAUCUUAUUUGAAGACCGGCCUCGUCCCCGCACUGCGCGGAUGAGGACCGUUGCUUGGUUUUUUCAGGUCGGCCUCUCAUUGCCGACAUCAUUACAUCGCGACCGGCCUCUCGGACCGGCGUGAUUAUCAUAUUCGAAGACCGGCCUCGUCCCCGCCACCUCGCGGACGAGGACCGUUGCUUGACCAUAUCUUGAUUGGCAUCUCAUUGCCGACAUUAUCAUACCACGACCGGCCCCUCGGCUCGGCGUGUUCAUCUUUUGAAGACCGGCCUCGUCCCCACACCGCGCGGACGAGGACCGCUGCUUGGUUCAGUCAGGUCGGCCUCUCAUUGCCGACAUCAUUAUAUCACGACCGGCCUCUCGGCACGGCGUGAUUAUCUUAUUUGAAGACCGGCCUCGUCCCCGCGAUGCGCGGAUGAGGACCGUUGCUUGAUUUCAGAUCGGUCUCCCGUGCCGACAUCAUUAUAUCAUGACCGGCCUCUCGGCUCGGCGUGUUUAUCUUUUGAAGACCGGCCUCAUCCCCGCACUGUGCGGAUGAGAGCCGUUGCUGGAUUGCAGGUCGGCCCCUCAGUGCCGACACUAUCACAUCAUGAUCGGCCGCUCAUUGCCGACACCAUUAUACCACGACCGGCCUCUCGGCUCGGCAUGCUUAUCUUUUGAAGACCGGCCUCGUCCCCGCCACCUCGCGGAUGAGGACCGUUGUUUGAUUCUUUCAGGUCGGCCUCUCACUGCCGACACUAUCAUGUUAUGUUCGGCCUCUCGGCACGACAUAUUUACCUUUUGAAGACCGGUUUCAUCCCCGCGCUGCGUUGGAUGAGAGCCGUUGCUCGGAUAUAUCGGCCUGACUGGACACUAUUGCCAUCUCCGUUAUCAGGACCGACUGCUCAGCGAUAUUAUGAUCAUUGUAUACCGGCUCCCAAUGCCGACCUUCUUGAGUCAGCGAUCGGGCUCACUCCUCCCCUCCAGGAGGGUGACCAUCGCCUUCGCAUGACGACCAGCUAUUCCGUCGCCUCGUCAUUUUAUUCGUUUUGGUAUGCCACCACCAUUAUGUGUGACAUCCCGUGAUCCCUGCGAGUUUCUUGGAUACCGAAUGUCUUCUUCGAUGUAGGAAGAUCGGUAGGACCACGGACCGGGGACGGACGAACGAAGCACCAGGGAAUCUCGAUGCAGAUACACCUGUUCCUCCUUGUGAUGUCUGCGGAUACCGAACGUCUCCUCGACGUAGGGACGCCGGUAGGACCAAGGACCAAGGACGAACGAAGCACCAGGGAAUCUCGAUGCAGAUACACCUGUUCCUCCUUGUGAUGUCUGCGGAUACCGAACGUCUCCUCGACGUAGGGACGCCGGUAGGACCAAGGACCAAGGACGAACGAAGCACCAGGGAAUCUCGAUGCAGAUACACCUGUUCCUCCUUGUGAUGUCUGCGGAUGCCGAACGUCUCCUCGAAGUAGGGACGCCGGUAGGACCAAGGACCAAGGACGAACGAAAACCAUAGAUUACCUCCCUAAAAAAAAAAAAAAAAAAAAAAAAAAAAAAAAAGAGAUAGGGAGAAGAGGAGGGUAGCUCCUAUACGGAAGGGAAUCUUGCCCGGGUGUGCCAGAUCUUCCCCCACCGCCGAAGGCGAACGCCUCUCGAUGUAGAGGUUAGUAGAGACGUGGAGGGGGCUAGACGAACCAAGGGAGCCUGCCAAGAUAAACCUGUUCAUCCCACAAUGACCAUGGAUCGAUGGACGUGGGAUAACAAAGACGGGAACCCGUGAGGGUAAACCAGUUCGUCCCUGCGAGUUCCUUGGGUACCGAACGUCUUCUUCGAUGCAAGAGACGCCGGUAAGACUAAAAGGACCAGGGACGAACGAAAAAGGGGGAAUCUCGAUGUAGAUAUACCUGUUCCUCAUUGCGAUGUCCGCGGAUACCGAACGUAUCUUCGAUGUAAGAACGCCGGUAGGACCAAGGACCAAUGACGAACGAAGACUAAAAGACUCCAAAAAAAAAAAAAAAAAAAAAAAAAAAAAAAAAGAUGCCAGAAGAGCACGGAGCAAAGAAUGAUUUUAUCCCUUGGCACUAUUGGCUGUGAAGUACAAACUGAAAAACAUAUGUAAAGAAUAAUUACAAGACUUAAGUACGAAGAAUGAAGUGGCCGACGACGAUCGGCUAACAUCAGGUUUUCUUUUGCAUUGGACGACGCCCAGGUCCACCCUUCCUCCCAGGAUGAAGUCCUGAUAGACGAUCGGUUUCUCAGCGCCAUCGUGUCUCUUUCACGUUCGGAUCGCCCCAUUCCCUCCAGGAUGGCGACGAACGUCUUAUGCAGCACGAUCGGCUUCUCAGCGCCAUCGUGUCUCUUUCACGUUCGGAUCGCCCCAUUCCCUCCAGGAUGGCGACGAACGUCUUAUGCAGUGCGAUCGGCCCCUCGGCGCCAUCGUACUUGGCUUCACGGUUCGGCUCGCCCAUUCCCUCCAGGAUGGCGACGACCGUCUUAUGCAGCACGAUCGGCUUCUCAGCGCCAUCGUGUCUCUUUCACGUUCGGAUCGCCCCAUUCCCUCCAGGAUGGCGACGAACGUCUUAUGCAGUGCGAUCGGCCCCUCAGCGCCAUCGUACCUGGCUUCACGGUUCGGCUCGCCCAUUCCUUCCAGGAUGGCGACGACCGUCUUAUGCGGUACGAUCGGCCCCUCAGCGCCAUCGUACCGAGCUCACGUUCAGUUCGUCCAUCCCUUCCAGGGUGGCGACGAACGUCUUAUGCAUCACGAUCGGCUUCUCAGCGCCAUCGUGUCUCUUUCACGUUCGGAUCGCCCCAUUCCCUCCAGGAUGGCGACGAACGUCUUAUGCAGUGCGAUCGGCCCCUCGGCGCCAUCGUACUUGGUUUCACGGUUCGGCUCGCCCAUUCCCUCCAGGAUGGCGAUGACCGUCUUAUGCAGCAUGAUCGGCUUCUCAGCGCCAUCGUGUCUCUUUCACGUUCGGAUCGCCCCAUUCCCUCCAGGAUGGCGACGAACGUCUUAUGCAGUGCGAUCGGCCCCUCGGCGCCAUCGUACUUGGCUUCACGGUUCGGCUCGCCCAUUCCCUCCAGGAUGGCGACGACCGUCUUAUGCAGCACGAUCGGCUUCUCAGCGCCAUCGUGUCUCUUUCACGUUCGGAUCGCCCCAUUCCCUCCAGGAUGGCGACGAACGUCUUAUGCAGUGCGAUCGGCCCCUCGGCGCCAUCGUACUUGGCUUCACGGUUCGGCUCGCCCAUUCCCUCCAGGAUGGCGACGACCGUCUUAUGCAGCACGAUCGGCUUCUCAGCGCCAUCGUGUCUCUUUCACGUUCGGAUCGCCCCAUUCCCUCCAGGAUGGCGACGAACGUCUUAUGCAGUGCGAUCGGCCCCUCAGCGCCAACGUACCUGGCUUCACGGUUCGGCUCGCCCAUUCCUUCCAGGAUGGCGACGACCGUCUUAUGCGGUACGAUCGGCCCCUCAGCGCCAUCGUACCGAGCUCACGUUCAGUUCGUCCAUCCCUUCCAGGGUGGCGACGAACGUCUUAUGCAUCACGAUCGGCUUCUCAGCGCCAUCGUGUCUCUUUCACGUUCGGAUCGCCCAUCCCUUCCAGGGUGGCGACGAACGUCUUAUGCAUCACGAUCGGCUUCUCAGCGCCAUCGUGUCUGGCUCACGUUAGGGUCGCCCAUCCCUUUCAGGAUGACGACGAACGUCUCUUAUGCAGCACGAUCAGCGCCCCAGCGCCAUCGUGUCUGGCUCACGUUAGGGUCGCCCAUCCCUUUCAGGAUGACGACGAACGUCUCUUAUGCAGCACGAUCAGCGCCCCAGCGCUGUCGUGUCUGGCUCACGUUAGGGUCGCCCAUCCCUUUCAGGAUGGCGACGAACGUCUCUUAUGCAGCACAAUCAGCGCCCCAGCGCCAUCGUGUCUGGCUCACGUUAGGGUCGCCCAUCCCUUUCAGGAUGGCGACGAACGUCUCUUAUGCAGCACGAUCAGCGCCCCAGCGCCAUCGUGUCUGGCUCACGUUAGGGUCGCCCAUCCCUUUCAGGAUGGCGACGAACGUCUCUUAUGCAGCACGUCUGCCUCUCGGCGCUGACAUGCUCGAGUUCUCAUUGAGAGCUACCGCUCCUAUCACAUCUUGCAUUCCCUCUCUCAUACAUUGCACCCAUACAUUACAUGCAUUCAUGCAUCAUACCUCAUACAUUCAUACAUACACAUGUGCAUCAUGUUUUGACAGUACCGCGACGUCGGUUUAUAGAUGCAUGGACCUCUAAGCUUCUCCGUUGGAAAGCUCGAGUCAGAGUCCUUUACUCUCGCCUGAUGCAUUCAGGGGGAGCGUGCCCGUGGAGGAGCACCCUUCGCCCGACCCCGUCGGGAACGGGGGUGCCUCACCGGCAGCUUACGUUCAGGAGUGUGGACAUCCACUCAUGUAUUAUGAUUAUUCGAAGACACAGGUUCCAGCUUGACCGAGGUAAAGCGCAGGCAAGAGUAUAUUUUCUCGAGCAGAUUCGCACGCUCACUACUCAAGAAACUGGGGGACUUGUGUUGGGAUAUAUUAUCCCGGCCUAUUACUGUUCAGGAGCCCAAGACUUUACGUAGUACAGAGCCCAAUCAGUAAGGCCCAUUUUAGCCUAUCAGGCCUGUUUCGGCCUUUGGGCCCAUUUUGGCCCAUUCGGCCCGUUAGGGUGGAGAGCCCCCUUUCCCCCUAUUCCCUAUAAAUAGGAGGUUUCCCUCCAUGGAAAAGGAUCCUCUUUAGCUUCAUCUUCCUCCUUCUUUUAGAAUAGCUCAAAUACUCCAUUAAUGGGAGCUUGUACAAUGUAAUUGUGAGGAGAGUCCUAAUGAGAAAGAGAGGGCUUGGACAUUAGCCUAAAAAGUCCCGUGGUUUUCUCCCUUUCGGGUUUCCACGUAAAAACUGAGUUGUUCAUACACAUUUAUACAUAUAUUUACUAUAUCGUGUUGGAUUAAACUCAACAAUUAUGUAUAAAUACUUUUAAUCUAUAAAAAAUAUGUUAUAUAUUUUAAAUUUUGACUUAUGCAAUGUAAAUGUGUAAGAACCUCACCCCUCAACCAUAUAUUUCUGGC